AUGAAGUGUAGUCCAUUCUCCUUAUUAACUGACGGCUCAAACGAUACUGGCUUGGAAAAAAUGAAUCCUUUGACUGUAAAGAUUUUUGAUGUGAACACUGGUAGAGUGGAGAGUCGGUUUUUGGACAUGUGUGCAACCAUGGGGACUGACUCAGCAACGGCAGCAUCAAUUUUCCAGAAAAUCGAUGAUGUGUUAUCACUUUAUGGCAUUUCAUGGAGAAAACGUGUGGGAUUUGGUGUGGACGAUACUAAUGUCAACCUUGGUAGCAGAAAUUCAAUCAUGACCAGAGUAAAACAAAGAAGUCCGUCCUGCUACUUCAUGGGUUGCCCCUGUCACUUAAUACACAACAUCACCUGCAAAGCUUCUGAGGCAUUUUGUGAUACCUCCAAAUUUAGCCUGGAAGACAUGCGUGUAGACACUUACUAUUAUUUUGACAAGAGCACUAAGCGAAAAUCACUUUCUGUAGAAUUUGCUGAUUUUCUCAAUGUUGAAUCCUGUCAAGUCAUCGAACAUGUGAACACACGUUGGUUAAGUCUGGAAACAGCUGUGAGACGGAACUUGGAUAUGUAUCCAGCAUUGAAGAGCUAUUCCCGGUCCAACACAGAGAGUAAUACUAGAUUCAAGCGCCUAAAACAAGAGUUUGCAGACCCCAUGGUAGAAGUUUACCAUUUGUUUUUUCAGGCAGGGUUACCAACGUUCACCUUUCCAAACAAGUUUCUGCAGAGGGAGGAUCCCUGCAUUUAUGCUGCCCAUGGACAGUUGAAUGAAUUUGUUCGAUGCCUUCUGGGCAAGUUUGUUCAGAUUGACAAGAUUAAGGCUGCAAAAACUGUUGACAAAGUAAAUUUUGAAGAAGAAAGUCAACAACUGAAAGACGGGCAGCUAUUUAUUGGCUUUGCAACCAGACAACUGCUUAACAAACUUGUCAAUAAGGGUUACAUAGAUGAAAGGAAGAAAGAUCAGUUUUACCAAGCAAGAUAAUACACUAAUCCAUGCUAGAUUUGUGGACUUUUUUCAGAGAGAGAAUGCCUCUCUUGAGGAUGUAGAAUUCUUUCUGAAGAAUUAUCCCACAGUUCUGCCAACUACCGCAGGGGAAACCCACUUACUUCAAGAAGAGUUUGUGGAGUAUCGGCUUCUAAGUAAUGAAGACAUUCCCAAGAAAGUCUGGGGUGCAGCCCAAAUAAAGCUUUCAAAUGAGGAAAAUGAAGAGAAAUCAUCAUCCAGUUUUCGCAUGGAUGUGAUCUGGGGAUAUCUGUCAUCACUGAAACUAGGAAAUGGUAGCCAUAAAUUUGGUGGGAUAAGUAGCGUAGCCAAAACAGUUCUUAUUCUACCACAUUCCAAUGCAGGUGAAGAAAGAGUUUUUUCUCUUAUUAGAAUUCUAAUUAGAAAAAACAAAACAGCUUUUCGGCCUUCUCUUCAGGUUAACUGUACACUAGCCUCUCUGCUUACAAUCAAAAUGGCCAACAAAGAGUCACCAUUUGAAACACCUACAGAUCUGUUAAGCAGUGCCAAGAAAGCUACCUGGAACUAA
This is a messenger RNA of Porites evermanni, 1528 nucleotides long. The record is from the annotation of a GenBank genome assembly. NCBI's taxonomy places the organism in Eukaryota, Metazoa, Cnidaria, Anthozoa, Scleractinia, Poritidae.